This is a messenger RNA of Camellia sinensis, 1228 nucleotides long. RefSeq names its product ribosomal protein L7/L12 domain-containing protein. The record is from RefSeq and is a predicted model, not a curated record. Gene Ontology annotation, cellular component: ribosome; mitochondrion. Gene Ontology annotation, biological process: translation. Lineage: Eukaryota; Viridiplantae; Streptophyta; Magnoliopsida; Ericales; Theaceae. Gene Ontology annotation, molecular function: mRNA binding; structural constituent of ribosome.
UUCGGGUCGGGUAGAAAUAUCGAAUCGCAUUUCAUUUCUGUGUGAAGAAGAAAAACCUCAGACCCCUCUCUCUCUCUCUCUCUCUCUCUCUCUCUCUCUCUAGGGUUCACUUCACUCUUCCUGACAAGACGACAGCGAACUCACCUAAGAUUUUAGGAGGUGGAUAUGAACCUGUAAGGGCUCAAGAAAUGGGUUCUUUGGAGGUCUAAUUGCCAUUUAAAGGUGGGUGGACUGUUCUACAAAUAUAGAAAUGAGCUUGAUCACAAGGGUGAGGCAUCACUUACCUUAUGGGUUAUGCAGAAAACCCAUUCUUUCUUCCAUGGUUGCACUUAACCCUAGUAACUUAAAUGUUUUAUCUCGGCACUUUUCACAACCUGCGAGGAAAGAGGAAGAAGAGGAGGAAGAAGUAGAGAUCGACCAAAGAAGGCUUCCAGCUGACUAUGAUCCCACAACUUUCGAUCCCACUGAGCACCGCAGUCCUCCAACAGAUCGGGUCUUUAGGCUUGUUGAUGAGAUAGCAGGACUUACAUUGGUUGAAGUUGCAGAGCUAUCUUCAAUUUUGAUGAAGAAAAUGGGCAUGAAAGAGCCACCAAUCGUGGGGGUAAUGAAACCAGGAGCUGCUGGACUGGCUGGGAUGGCUAUGAAGGAACCAACAGCAGCCAAGGAGGAGAAGAAACUGGAAAAGACUGUCUUUGAAUUGAAAUUGGAGUCAUAUGAUGCAGCUUCAAAGAUUAAGGUAAUCAAGGAAAUAAGGAGUUUUACUGAUUUGGGUCUCAAAGAAGCGAAGGAUUUAGUGGAGAAAACACCUACAGUAUUUAAAAAAGGGGUGUCAAAAGAAGAAGGACAGCAAAUAAUUGAGAAGAUGAAAGCUGUUGGGGCAAAAGCCAUUAUGGAGUGAAAGUAAAAUAAUCAUGGUUAUUUGGUUCCCGUCUAAAAUUUUCCAAGUCCUGUUACUGUUUCCUAAGAAUGCAUCAGCUUUUCAGAAAUACACUUAUUAGAUGAAAGACAUUGUGGUCUAUCUCGAUUUAGUUCAAGUGGAGGAAUUUUCUAAUGGUUGUUGUCUAUCAUGUUGAUCUUUGUGCUUAGAAAAUUGAAAUUUUGACGAUGAAUGCCCAAUAUAUUGUCAACAUAGGACAUUUUGCUGAGUUGUUUUUUUCUUCUAAAUCUUGAUUAUGUGCUUAUGUUUCUUAAACAAGAAAGAGAAAUAAAUUCCAGUGUUUGUUGUCUC